GGAAGAUAAAAACAAGGGUCCAGAGGAUGAAGAAGAAGGAGGGGCUCGUCCGGGUAGUAGUGGAGAAAGUAACGCUGAAGAUGAAGAUCACACUUGUGGUCGGCGUGAAGAAGAGGUGACUCGUCCUAAAGAAGGUCGUCUGCAAGACAGCACAUUAGCAGAUGAGACGCCCUCCACGACGGAUAAUGAAGACCACAACGAGCAGCUUCAAGAAAGGCCUUCCGCAUUAUCUCCGACUCAGAAAAAAG
Molecule: messenger RNA, 248 nt
Organism: Amoebophrya sp. A25
Lineage: Eukaryota; Dinophyceae; Syndiniales; Amoebophryaceae
Source: the annotation of a GenBank genome assembly